CCCGACACACGGCGUUAGUCGUGACGUCUGCAUGGGCCUUUCAUCUAUGAGGAAGUCAAGCCAUCAUCAAGAUGUUCAUAAGUUCAUAGUUCGUGGUUUAGUUAUUUUGCGUCUCGUUGUCACAUAUAAUGCUUUCAGUCUAUUUGGCAAGUCAUGCUAUCCCAAGAAUUUUCUGAAAUGACUUUUCCUCGUGAGUGGGACGAUGAUGAACGGAUGGCAGUCCUUUUCUCUGCUUUUAAACAGAAUAGAGAUGUUAACCCAUUGGACUGGGAUAGCAAAAUGAAGUUUUGGACCCCUCUUAUACUUGACGUUGCUAAGCAAAAAGGAGUUGUGUGGGUGACAUUGAACGAAUUAAAAGAGACUUUCAGAAGAAAAGGCAGCAUUCCUUUAGGACUGGGAACUGUUUUGGAAAGCAUGAUAAGGCAAGGGGCACUGCGAUGCGAGUCUGACUUUGUAACCAGUGUGGAAAGUGGCUGGAUCUCUUGGGGCUUAGAUCUGCUGCUUGUGAAACCACUGAAAUGGACCUUCUCAACGAUGAUGGGGAGCAGUGGAGUACAGCCAGAAGAUUCAUUUGUUGUUAAGCAGCUUAUCAAGGAAAAGGCAGAUGAGGUGUACCAUUUGUUUCAAGACUCUUCUCUUUCCACCCAUCCAGUAGUCCCUUUCUCGGAGCUGCAAUCUCUGUGUAAUACCACUUGUCAAGAUGAGAAAACCUUUAAACUAGCUAUGCUUCAGCUGCAAGCAGAGAAGAGAGCAGCUGUUUUGGAUUACAAAGGAGAAAAGAUUGUCAAAUUUACUCGUACACCAAAGGCAAAAGUUGCAUCCCUUAAUGAUGUGGACAUUGGGGUCUAUCAGCUGAUGAAAAGUGAAAAGUUGCUGUCUGAAAGAAUGGAAUUGUUGUCAAAGGAGGCAGAAAGGUGUAAGGAAGAGGCCAGAUGUCAUGUGAAAAACGGAAAACAAAAACUGGCUUUACGAAGUUUAAAAGCAAAGAAACGAGCUGAAAAACAAAUUGAUGGAUUUCACUUGAAGCUGGACACAAUCCAGGCAAUUCUCGAUCGAAUUUAUUCUGCUCAAACAGACACCACGGUGACCGAUGCCUACCAGGCUGGUUUAGAUGCUUUGAAACUGGCCAUGAAGGAUGUCACUGUGGAAAAGACUGAAAAUCUUAUGGACCAGAUUCAGGAGAUGUGUGACACUCAAGAAGACAUCAACCGGACACUUGCCAGCCUGGGGACUGAACUGUCAGGUGAUACUGACAUGGAUGAACUGGAGCAGGAGCUGGAUUAUAUUCUAGAAAAUGCUGAGAUGCAACCUGUGGACCUUCCAGAGGUCCCCAUAAAACCACUACCUUCCGAACCACUUCCUGCCUUACCCGACUUACCAGAAUCACUUCCAGAGCUACCCAGUGAUAGCACCAAAGAGAAAAACAAAUACGCACUGGAAGAAGAUUUGGAUACAUUGAUGACACACAUGUCUUUGGAAGCUUAAGCAGUUCUACAGCUAACAAAUUAAUAGUCUGGAAUAUCUGCAGGUCACCACUGAGAAGUUAGCAGAUUCAUCUCUGAUGAAUACAGAAUGAAUAAUGGCCGUGUAGAGCAAGACUUUAUUUUGUUCUGUUGAGCGAGGAAUGUCGGAAGACUAACUUCAAGAAUGAUGAAACGGAAUUCCAAAGAUAUACCUGAUCAUUGGAUGUUGUUGUUUUAUACUUUGAUUGCAGAAUAAUUUUGGAAUCAUAACCUUAUUUUAAUGCAUCUAUACAUAAUUUUGAUAAGUCAUAUGCAUAAAAAAUUAGAAGCCACACAUUGUGUGAUCAGAGAGUUUGCUAAGCAUCUUGGUAAAUAUGGUUGACAAAACCUCUGUACUGUAACAGCUGUUAAAAUAAUUCAUGCCAUCUCAUCAUAUGAAAAAGAAGUACAGAUUCAGUAUAUGAAUAUAGAGGGAUUGAUUACAUUUUCCAUUGUUGCAUAUAAAAUGUUUGUUAAAGCUGUGUGGAUUCAUUCAGCAGUCAGUUAACUGAGAAUGAAUGGAAGCUGUAUUUUAUAGUACUUGGUAGAAUUUUUAUUCUCACAUUUGGCAGAUUAUUAGACUUGUUUUUGCUACAAUGCCUAUAUCAGAUGGCUUCUGUCCAUGUAGUUAAAACAUUAACAAUUAAAAAUGUAAUGCAUUUGCACAAAGCUACCAAAAUACUCCCAAUUUAGAAGUUCAAAAAGCAAGGAAAAUGACCUUUCUGCAGUACUUGUUUUUGUUUAUUGGAUUUGGUUGUAGGGCUGAAUGUUAAAUGGUUCAGAGUAUAAUGUUGUCCUACAGACAAGGAGGAUGGCAAAAUGGGGUUCCCCUUUCUCCAAGAUGGAGUGAAGUUGGAGUUGGUUUUAUUAAUUAUGAUGUAAGGUAAAGAAGGGAAAGCCAUAUUUGGAUUUCUGAAAUCAACUGCCUUGUUUCAUCCGGUAUUGUUUUCCAAGAGGUGGCUGUGAGCAAGCAAGCUUGGAUCCUAUGUUUAAUGUUGAAAUGCUCCACACCACAUAUGUUAACACUAAAUAAAUGAUGGCUAUCUUGUGUAUAUAACCAUUCUGUUAUCAUAUCUGUGAUUUCUGGAUGCUUAACUGUAAUUGAUCAAGCUUUGCAUGUCCAUCAGAGUUCAGCAUGACUUUACAAACUUGUGAAAAUGUUAUACAGAAUGUUUUAAUAUUGUUUCUUGUAUUAUAUGGUUUCACAUUUAUCUUUGGUUCCACAAAAUAUCUCAAAAGUAUAUUUUUCUGUAUGCAGUAUGCCAUAUUAAACACUUAUGGAAUAUGGUUUCUUAA
Protopterus annectens (West African lungfish) is the source of this 2798-nucleotide messenger RNA. RefSeq names its product charged multivesicular body protein 7 (gene CHMP7). Bases 154 to 1485 code for a protein of 443 amino acids. Gene Ontology annotation, cellular component: cytoplasmic side of plasma membrane; ESCRT III complex; multivesicular body. The record is from RefSeq and is a predicted model, not a curated record. The transcript is spliced from 10 exons. Gene Ontology annotation, biological process: vesicle budding from membrane; late endosome to vacuole transport via multivesicular body sorting pathway. NCBI's taxonomy places the organism in Eukaryota, Metazoa, Chordata, Ceratodontiformes, Protopteridae.